AUUUUUAGAGGAAAAAUGGCAUUCGUCGAGUUUAUGAAGAAGGCACUUCAAAGAGGCCGUUCUGUCACACUCCCACCUGACCCCAACGAAGCUUCAUACGUCCUCCUUCCAUACGUAGUACAGAACCAACUGAAGCCUGUUGAACAGCUGAUUACUAGUUCAAAUUUUGAUGUUAAUCAUAAAUUCGGACGUGCUCAGCGUACGCUAUUACACUCAGCAGCAAACACUGGUGCUAUAGAUACUCUAUCAUUUCUCAUAAAACGAGGAGCUACCAUAAAUGUUAUUGAUAGAAUUGGUGUGACGCCUCUUCACCUUGCAGCAAGGAACGGGCAUAAGAAAUGUGUUCAGAAACUUUUUGACAAUGGUGCUGAUAUCAGCAUUCAUGACAAUGAAGGAUUAACAGCUUUGCACUGGUUAGCUUGUAAUGGCCGCACAGAGUUGUUAUUCAGUAUACUGCAGAGAGGAGAAUUUGUUGAUGUAGUGGAUGUUCAUGGUCAUACUGCGUUACAUGUUGCUUGUCAGAAUGGUCACUAUCAGUGUGUUCUGAAACUGUUAGAGUUCAAAGCUGAUUUUGACAAACCCAGUAAUGAUGGAAGGACACCACUCUUUUUUGCAUGCAGACAUGGUCAGAUAAAAUGUCUUAAGCUCUUGCUGUCAAUGAGUGCCAGUAUGGCUCCAGAUCACAAUGGAGUCUCCCCACUGGAGAUAAGUGCUGAAAAUGGUUAUAAAGAAUGCGUUGAGCUCAUUUUAAUGAAGUACCCCGAUCAGAUUGAUCGGUUGCUGUUACUUUCAAGAGAUGAUAAGGUCCCCCUGGAUACGAUGCUCUCAGUGAUGGAGUACCUCUGUCAGUGUAAUGUGGCCAUCAUGAUUGGACUAAUAUCCAGACUAGCUAAUCUAGCGUCUACUGCAGGAAUGGAACUACUGACUGUCACUAGUAGUUACUCCGACCUCAUGCCUCAGUUCCUAAGAUACAUAAAGGUCCUCUGUGCCCUCUACCCCUACUACUGCUCUGCUGUCUCUCAGGCCCCACCCUCUCCCCUCGCUCGUCAAACCUCCCCCACUACACGACUGAGAGGGAGUGAGAAUCCUAAUGACUCAAGACCUCGGCGAGCGGCAACACUGAACCUCUUUUCCGGUAGAGGAGGAGGAGGAGGGCAUGCUCGUACCAAUUCUCAUGGUUCCCCUAUUGACCUCUUUAGCGAGAUACAGAUAGAGAGAGAGAGUAUGAUUUCAGCCUCACUAGGUGAUGUCACUUCUGCUUCCAGUUAUCCUAAUAAUCCAAUGGAGCAGUUAGACACUGUAUGGGCCUCACUAGCCUCUUGGUUCGACUUACUACAAAACGAAAUAUCAAAAUUACCGGAGGUGACUCCGCCCAUCAUUAAUGAGAUAGACUCCCCACCCACACAAGUUAACGAGGAGGCAUGUCCAACUAAUGGUGGCGACACCUCUCAACUAGCAGCUGCUAUUAUUCUCAGUGCCCCGCCCAGAAGACGACAGGUGUUUCUACGUAAUAGCAAUGAUGGGAGUGGCUUUGUAGGCGGGGCUAGCUCCACCGUUAAUAAAUCGCUAAAGAGGAGGACCUGGCAUGUCGAUAGAGUGGUGAGGGUUAUAGCUUUGGAGGAGGAAGAUGAGGAGACAUCUUCGCUGCCUUCUUUUGCACGAUCAACGUCCUCCGAUAAUUACCAUUCAUCAGAAAACCAGUUGAAGCCGCUAAUGGAAGAUAUCGAUCAGACUCCUUCCAUCCAAGAGGAGGUGGGAGAAGAAAGGGGCGGGGCUAAAUCACCCGAUAUUGUUGGAGUGUAUGCUGAUAGACUGUCAGCUGUGACUCAUGCCUUUAGCCUCUGCUCAAAAGCAAUGAAGAAACCAGCUGGAAAAAAAUCUGAUUCUCCUGACAAGUUUGACGAGUUUGUGAGUAAAUACGAGUCAGUUCUUAAAGUUCUACUCGCGAGGUGUCCUAAGAUGAUUUUUGUUCAUUUUCAUUUCUUGCUUGAAAACAACCAGCUGCUCCAGAGAUUCAUUCACAUCGUCCACGCACAGCCGUUUGAAGAUCGUAAGAAGUGGUUUUAUGAAAACCUUUAUGAUGGAGCUGAACCAAACCAGCAACUAACCCUGGUACCACAAGAAAAUGAAAUAAUUGUAGACAGGGAGAAUAUUUUCACAACUUCUUGUUCAAAGAUAUCAGAAGCAUCGGUGGAUCAACUCAAGUUAUCUCUUGCUAUACGUUUUGAAGGAGAAGCAGGAAUGGGUGCUGGUGUUCAUAGGGAAUGGUUCAAUGACCUCUCAAGUGAAAUAUUGAAUCCAGACUAUGCACUCUUCACACAAUCUGCUGAUGGUGCUACGUUUCAGCCCAACAGUCAUUCUGAUGUUAACCCUGAUCACUUAAGCUAUUUCAAGUUUGCCGGUCGGACCAUGUCCCUAGCCCUUUACCACAGACAACUGCUCAAUGUCUACUUCACCCGCUCAUUCUACAAGCAUAUACUAGGUAUUCCUGUUAGCUAUAGAGAUGUGGAGUCUAUUGAUCCGGAAUAUGCUAAAAAUUUACAAUGGUUACUGGAUAACAAGAUUGACGAGAUGGACCUUGGUUUGACGUUCCUUUUAGAAACUGAUGUUUUUGGCACAACGGAAAUAAUUGAACUGAGACAAAAUGGAAAAGACAUUCUAGUCACUGACAGCAAUAAAAAAGAGUAUGUCCAGUUAGUUACUGAAAUGAGAAUGACUCAAGCAAUUGGCCACCAAAUAAACGCAUUCACUGAAGGAUUCUAUGAGAUAAUACCUCACCAUUUAAUAUCAUUAUUUGAUGAAUAUGAACUGGAGCUACUGUUGUCUGGUCUACCUGAUAUUGAUGUUAAGGACUGGAUUAAGAACACUGAUUAUAAUGGGUACAGUGAGGAACACCCUGUAAUUAAGUGGUUCUGGGAGGUUGUUGAAAUGAUGGAUAAAAAGACUUUAGCUAUUUUAUUGCAGUUUGUGACCGGAAGUUCAAGGGUUCCCCUUGGUGGUUUUGCUAAUCUUGUUGGUGCCUCUGGUCUUACAAAGUUCACAAUAUCUCAAUUGAAUUAUGAACCUAACAGACUACCAAUGGCAAGCACUUGUUUUAAUUUAUUGAAAUUGCCCGAGUACCCAAAUAAGGACAUUCUUAAGGAAAGGCUCAACUUUGCACUAACUUGUGGGACAAGUCUCAUUGACAUCACAUGACAUCGUAUGACAUCAUAUGACAUCAUAGUAGUGCAAUAAUUAAUUACAAUAGUAGCAUUUAUCGUGUGAUUUUAAUUCAUUUUAUUUUUUUAUAAUGUGAUGCAUCUGUGAAAUAAUUAAUUUUUUAAUAAUCAUAAAUAAUAAUAAUAAUAAUAAUAAACAAAUUUUGAACAAAAAUUAACGACGAUUA
This is a messenger RNA of Amphimedon queenslandica, 3385 nucleotides long. Its product is annotated as E3 ubiquitin-protein ligase HACE1-like. The coding region runs from base 16 to 3195 and encodes 1059 amino acids. Gene Ontology annotation, biological process: membrane fusion; ubiquitin-dependent protein catabolic process; protein polyubiquitination. Lineage: Eukaryota; Metazoa; Porifera; Demospongiae; Haplosclerida; Niphatidae. The transcript has 26 exons. Gene Ontology annotation, cellular component: nucleus; Golgi membrane; cytoplasm. The record is from RefSeq and is a predicted model, not a curated record. Gene Ontology annotation, molecular function: protein binding; ubiquitin protein ligase activity.